AUGCAAAUAAGGUUAAAGCAAAUAACGUGGCAAGCAGCGUGGACCGGGCAGGUGGAGCGCAUAGCGGCGCCGACGUUCGCGUCGUGGUGGCGUGCGCGGCGGGGCAGCGCACCCGCGUGCCUGGCGCCGGCGGGAGGUGCGGGGGGCGCCGCAGCCGCACCGCACGUGUGCCAACGGCACGCGCGCCGCCAGGCCGCCGCCGCCGCCUACACCGGCACCGCUUGCUCGUGCGACGCAAGACACAGACCGAAAAGCCGUCAACGGCGCGCCUCAGCGGAUGUGCCACAACUGCAACCGGAUUCGGCUCCGUGUCGUCGCCCCUUCCCGCUGGCUGUGCACGAUCUUCGCCUUGCUCCGCUACACCGCAAACUUACCGCCUCAUGA
Molecule: messenger RNA, 384 nt
Organism: Parnassius apollo (apollo)
Lineage: Eukaryota; Metazoa; Arthropoda; Insecta; Lepidoptera; Papilionidae
Source: the annotation of a GenBank genome assembly